Molecule: messenger RNA, 6345 nt
Organism: Terrapene triunguis (Three-toed box turtle)
Lineage: Eukaryota; Metazoa; Chordata; Testudines; Emydidae
Gene: B4GALNT3
Product: beta-1,4-N-acetyl-galactosaminyltransferase 3
Exons: 20
Coding region: 105-3308 (1067 amino acids)
Cellular component (GO): Golgi cisterna membrane
Molecular function (GO): acetylgalactosaminyltransferase activity
Source: RefSeq, a predicted model, not a curated record
GAUUGUGGGGCGAGCAGGUGAAGGCUGAGGCGGGGAUCCCCCCCGGGGCACAGCAUGUCCCGGAGCCCCUCGGGAGGCUGGCACUGGGCGACCUGAGCAGCGGGAUGAGGAGCCGCCCGCUGGGGAAGGUGCUGCGGAGGCGGUUCUGGCUGCUGCUGGCCCUCGGGGUGCUGAUCGUGGGGCUCUGGGCCGCCUACCUGGAGGUGGUGGCGUCGGCGGAGACCAGCGGGCACCCCCUGAACCACAGAUAUGGGAGCUGGAGGGAACUGGCUAAAGCCCUGGCAAACAGGAACAUCCCUGCUGUGGACCCAGACCUUCAGUUUUACUAUCCUCAGAAGCCAGUACACCAGAACCAAGAGCAGCAAAGAGGUGCAAGGAAUAGGUCUGUUUAUCCAGCCGGGGAAAUCUCCGUCCCUUGGAUCCCGGAGUUCCAGGGUCAAGUCAAUCUCCAUGUGUUUGAGGACUGGUGUGGCAGCUCCAUCGAACAGCUCAGAAGAAACCUCCACUUCCCACUGUACCCCCAUACACGAACCACAUUGAAGAAACUGGCAGCGUCUCCAAAAUGGACAAACUAUGGGCUCCGUCUCUUCGGUUAUCUGCAUCCUUUCACUGAUGGGGACUUUGAGUUUGCUAUUGCUGCAGAUGACAAUGCUGAGUUCUGGUUGAGUCCAGAUGAAAAGACCUCUGGUCUCCAGCUGCUGGCCAGUGUAGGCAAGACUGGCAAGGAGUGGACAGCACCAGGGGAAUUUGGGAAAUUCCGGAGCCAGCAAUCAAAGCCUGUGAGAUUGUCAGCUUCAGGCAGGUACUACUUUGAAGUGCUUCACAAACAGGAUGACAGAGGAACAGACCAUGUGGAAGUGGCAUGGAGACUGAGUGACCCAGAAACUAAGUUCACAGUCAUAGAUUCCCAGUUCCUCUCCCUUUUCGCUAAUGAGACUCUCUUCAAGAUGGAUGAGGUUGGUCAUAUCCCACAGACAUUGGCCACCCAUGCAAGCCCACCUAUAGCCAAUCUGGGCAACAUGGUACGCCCAGCUGACAUGCUGAAGCCCGACCCUCGAGACACUAUUUAUAAAGUGCCUUUGAUUAGUAAGUCACGUCUGCGCAGGACCCUACCAGACUGCCCUUACCAGCCCAGUUACCUAGUGAAUGGAUUCCCACUGCAGCGCUAUCAGGGACUCCAGUUCGUUCAUUUGUCCUUUGUUUAUCCAAAUGAUUACAGCCGCUUGAGCCACAUGGAGACAGACAACAAAUGUUUCUACCAGGAGAGCCAUUAUUACUUGGAGAGGUUUGGAUUCUAUAAGUAUAUGAAUAUCGACCAUCCAGAGAGGAGAAAUCUGGAGUCUGGGGAGAAAACCAAGCAGCCAGGUUCUGAGGAUGGGAAUCCUGAUGAGUUUCAGUACACAGACCAGGAUGCAGAAAGCACCAAUCCCCCAAGGAAUCCCAGCAAGUGGGGAGCAAAGCCGAUGGGAGUCGAGGCAAACCCCACUAUGAUAGCAGGCUAUGAUGACAUUUACAAUGACUAUUCCUUCCCGGGGCGUCGGAAGCUCCUCUCGCUCAUAGAUGGUAAGGUGGGAGAGGUGCUGCAGAAGAGAGGAGCAAAAAGGCUCCUCAUCAAGCCAGCUCACAGGACUUCAGCCAACCAGAGCAUCAAUCAAACUGGUCUAGAAAGAAACCUACCAGUGAGGAGGCCCCAUCUAAAAAUCAAGGUCAAAGACAGUUCCAGAAAUUCUCCUCGUCAUGUUAGGGGCAUCCAUAGGAAGUCACUGCCCAAGAGGAGAGUGGGAGGCCAGGACCCUCCUUCUAGCACAAGACCUCACGAGCCCUGGGAACAUAUACCCAGCAAUUCCAGAAACUCCACUGACAGGAUUCCAAGGGAGGUGGGGCCUCUUCAGACAGACCUCAAUGCAACCAGCACCAAGGACCAGCCAGCAGGCAACAUGCAAGCAAGGAGACAAAGUCCAGUCUCUGGCAAAAUAAGUAGUAGAGCUGUGAGUGCUGCCAGCCUCAGCAAACAGACCCUUUACCAGGCACAGUGGUUAAACCAGGUGCAGUCAUACAUUGCCGAGCAGAAGGCAGCUGAUGGCAUUGAGGUAGAUGUGGAAAGGGGGCAGGUGGAAUCUCAACCUGAGCCUGCUGAGCCGGCAGUGGAAGAGGAGGAGGAAGAGGUGGAAGGGGAAGCAGAGUGGGAGAAGGAGGGAUUUGAGUACAUGCCAUUUGACCAGGUAGUGAACUGGGACCAGACCUUCAGCGCAAGCAACUUGGACUUCCACACGCUGCGGACAGACUGGAUCGACCUGAAGUGCAACACAUCGGGGAACCUACUGUUGAAAGAGAGGGAGGCCCUGGAGGUCACACGCGUCUUCCUGAAGAAACUCAACCAGAGAAACAAAGGGAGAUUCCACCUGCAGCGCGUAGUGAAUGUGGAGAAGCGCCAAGACCGCCUACGUGGGAGCCGCUACCUGCUGGAGCUGGAGCUGCUGGAGAGGGGAGGACAGCUCGUGCGCUUUUCAGAGUAUGUCUUUGCGCGGGGCUGGCAGGGCAUCAGCGGCGACGAGCAGGAGGAGAUGAACAUGAAGAACCUGGCGUGGGGCCGCCGGCGCCAACUGAUGGGAGUUGCAAAGGAGCCAGACCUGUGCUGGCCACUGGGCUUCUCCUGGAACCAUCGUGCUGUUGUCCACUUCAUAGUGCCAGUGAAAAACCAGGCACGCUGGGUACUGCAGUUCAUUUCUGACAUGGAGGAACUGUCUAGAGUCACCAAGGACCCAUACUUCAAUGUCAUCAUCACAGACUACAGCAGUGAUGACAUGGAUGUAGAGAAGGCUCUGAAAAGGUCCAGCUUACGCAGUUACCAGUACUUGAAGCUGACGGGGAAUUUUGAGCGCUCUGCAGGGCUGCAGGCUGGGAUAGACCUAGUGAAGGAUCCACACAGUAUCAUCUUCCUGUGUGAUCUCCACAUCCACUUCCCGGCUGGGGUCAUCGACUCGAUUCGGAAGCACUGCGUAGAGGGCAAGAUGGCCUUUGCACCCAUGGUUAUGAGGUUGCACUGCGGCGCAUCUCCACAAUGGCCUGAGGGCUACUGGGAGGUGAAUGGAUUUGGUCUCCUAGGCAUAUACAAGUCUGACCUGGAUCAAAUUGGAGGGAUGAAUACCCAAGAGUUCCGGGAUCGCUGGGGAGGAGAGGACUGGGAACUCGUGGACAGGAUCAUGCAGGCUGGCCUGGAAGUGGAACGACUGUCCCUGAGGAACUUCUUUCACCGAUUUCACUCCAAGCGGGGCAUGUGGAACCGACAACAGCUGAGGACACCGUAAUGUUCGGCCACAAAGCUGCCUGGCAGAGCCAGCCACCCUUAUAUCAGCACAUGCACCUCGCCUAGGCAUGCAGCCGAGAGUACACACUCCUCUUCUCUCCAGAGUCAUCCUAGGAGAUCAGACUUACAGGUGCUUGUGAAAAGGGAUGAUCAGUGUAUAGGAGUGGGAACUUAUCUUUGGCACUCGUGAGCCAUUAGGUCCCAGACAUGGAGAUCAGUGACUCGCUCUGUAUUUGAGGGAGCCUUAGACAAGCAAAGGACUGUUUGCCCCUGACACUGAUGCACCUAGAGCCCCUGACUGAUGGUACGAUAGAAGUGGUGGCAAGCUGUCUGGAGUGUCUUGCAUGGUGCAAAUUUAAGAAAAGGAACAAAUCCCAGUUACAACCAGAAUGGAUUAUUUACAAUAAAGCUGCUGCUUCUUUUGAUACUUGAAAAACUCUGACACCCAUGUCUUUGGACAGGGGACCAAAGGAACUUCUCUGAACUGUGUUGUGUCCUCAUCCCCAUGUACCAGCCCAGCCCAGAAAAGUCUGAGGAGCUGUUAGGCACUCUAAGCUGCCAGUGCUUAGCCCUAUUUGCCACCCUUUCAUCUAAAUCACUGGGAAAAUCUACAUUCCUGUUCAACAAACCAUGGGCUGUAUCUGGAGACUCAAACACUUUUCCCUCAUGAGAGACCCCAUUUGCCUGCAGCUGGCUGGGGCUAAUGUUAAGAACCCACUUUGGUUAGUUGUUUCCUGCCUGAGGCUCAUGCUGGGACUUGGAGAGGACAGGUGAGGCCAUCUCAGUAGGAACUGGGAAGCCAUAUCGACAGCUGUAGCCCAGUCAGACAAGGGUGUGUCCCAGCAAUAGCUGGGAACUCAUAAUAGAUGGAAAUGGAAUAUCUGAUUGUCUGAAAUAUUGUAUCUUUGUCAAUGAGAAGGAGAACUUUUCUGCUCCUCAGACCUGGUCUAUAACACAGCAUCUGGGGGUUAAUUUAAUAAGUUAUGAUUUCACAGUUGUUUUCCAUGGUAGAUUCUACGUGUGUGAAGAACUAUUUGUUUGCAUAGUGGAAGAACAGGAGCAGUUCACAAUGUUGCACUUAUGGAUGAGCCUUGUGCUGGCACUGGUGAGAUGGACUUAGGAUCUGGGGCUUGCACUGGUGACAAGACCAUGGAAGUUUGGUGACUGCACUGAUGAAAGGAGCUUGCUUUGGUGAAAGGAAUAUGGAGGGGACCUUGUUCAAACUCUGCCCAAACCUAGGGUGGAAUCUUGCCCCCACCAAAGUCAUAACUCAAGGACUGCAGAGAUCCACAGCUUGGCUGGUUUGGGCUAAGUCAGUGCUCCAUCAACCUCCAGGGUUGGGGAGGGCAUGCUAUGCAGAGUGGAGCAAUGGUGAAAAAUGUACGAGGGGCUACUGAGUCUUUUAAUCCAUUAAAUAUUUGUAGGACUGUAGCCAUCUGGGAUCUAAGAAGAUGCAGUAUCAAACCCACUGCAAAUCACAGUAGUCUUUGUAACUAGGGAAGGUACUUUUCAUAUUUAGAGACUGAGAAAUAAUACAAAACCGAUUUUUGGAGGGGAAAAGAGGUGAUAGAUGAAAACUCUCUGUUUUUAGAAGUUUAAUAAUUUGGCAGUCGAUUGUUUCUGACUGGAAUAGUUGAUAUGCAUCUUUAGUGCAUGUCCUAUCAUGCUGCUUUAUUCAGGGGCUUGUGCACAUACUUGCAGGGCAUAACAAAUCUCUAAUACUUGCAAACCCUCUCUCCAAACUCUGGAUUCCUUGGGACGGCAAGUCUCAUAGCAUGUCUGAACUGGCUCUGUAAAGAAAUUCAUGUGGAAUGGGGACUGGCUGGCCUAGAAGAUAAGCAGUGGGAUCCAAUGAAUUAGAAAUAGUACUUAGCACUUUUGAAGAAGAGUAUCAUUUUACCAAUGGGGAAAGUGAAGCAUGAAGGGUCAGAGACUGCCUCUAGGGCUCACAGUAAUAGAGCUGGGCAUAUCAAAAGGGAUACAAUCCUUGCUCCAUUAAUAUCAAUGGCAAAACUCUCAUUGACUUCAGUGGGAUUAGGAUUUCACCCGGGGUCUUCUGGUGCUCACUCAGCUAUGCUCCUUCCUUUGUGCCUUUCAACGAGAUUGGUAAUGGUCAAAACUGUUUACUUCCUUAAGGGCUCUUUGGUUGUCUAUGUGAAAUAGGUGGUAGAGUCUCAGUCCUAUUCCUAGAGGGCAAUUAUGCACACCACAAAAGCCACCAUCACAAUUGGCACUAGUUGGCAGCCUCAGCAGAGAAUCCUCAGAGGGAAUUCUCCAUGGAGACUGAACCUGCCUGUCAGCCCUUGAAGUAGUCAGUAGAGGUCCAGGUUGAGAUUGCCACUGGUUGUGGGGAAAGAGAGGAGUACCUGCUCCAGGGCUGUCAGGCCAGCAUGAAAUGCAUACGAAAAAGUCAAGGGUUUAACCCCAAGGAUGCUUCUUCUCCCCCACCCGCCCCAAUCAAAAUCAAGAACAGAGUGGAAGCUGAGGCUCAUAGAUUCUGGCUUACGUCACUCUGGCUUACGCACUGAUGGGAUUGGGGUGGGUCAUGGGAUUCUCCUCUAUCAGAAAGGAGACAUGUCUCAGGAAUGGCAGCUCCCCAGACAUCACAAAAGGGCUACGGGGAGCCUGGCUUUACCAAAGUGGGGAAGUGGGCUUCUCCAUAAACUCAAUCUCAUUUCCAUUGGCAUUAUUUGAAGGCAUCCGACCCUUUCCACUGCCUUGUGAACUCCAUGAUGGAAAUUGUUUUGCAAUCCAACAAAGGGGUUGGGAGAGAAUGGGUUUUAUCAUGAAAGAAUCUGUUGUGUGAACAUGAUGUGACUGUUUUGUCAUUGUCUUUAAUGUUUCCCUCAUAUGAAUGUCUUGCCUUCUCUCAUUGCUUGUAAAUGUCUGAAAUGUUAUCCAGACACCGACGCCUGGUGUUUUAAUUCUGUACUGUACCUCUGAAUUCCACACCUUAAGAUGGCUUUGUGCCUUUAAGAUGAUUCCCAGGCCUCCCCUCUGUUAGGAGAGGGGUAGGCUGGCACCGCAAGGGGUUUAUA